Cinara cedri is the source of this 18031-nucleotide messenger RNA. NCBI's taxonomy places the organism in Eukaryota, Metazoa, Arthropoda, Insecta, Hemiptera, Aphididae. The record is from the annotation of a GenBank genome assembly.
GACGUACGGAGCCCGCGAGAGUGCAAGUGUUUACCGUGCCGCGAUAGUCGUCUUGUUAUCUCGCCGAGAGUGUUUUGUUGUUGUUUUUUUUGUUGUUGUGUUUAUCAAAGGCAAAAGCUGAAGAGCAAGACAUUUAUUUAUACCACGCGGGUUCGUCGAUUCUGUCACUGUGUCCGUCCACUAUAAUCUGCACUACUCUCCGCGUCGGUAAAAACUAUUGCCAAGAUGAAGGUAAGUCCGUUAGAUUUUUUUUUUUUUGUUUUGUUUUUUAUCAUGCGUUUAAGUCUUUAAGGUGGCCUUCACUAUAAAGCUUCUCUCGUUUCUGUCUCCAACUUUUCAACGGUCAAUUCAUCAACAGUCUUGCAGUACCUUUUUAUACUCUUCUUCUUCCUUUUUAAUUUCUGUUUCGUAUAGACAUAUUUUAUCAAUAUUCUAUAACGCCACGCCAUGCCGCCACGGGGCCAUCGUGUUUAAAAUGUCUUUUAUUUUUCAGUCGACAUAAAACGCCAUCAAUAAAAGUUCAAUUGCAUAAGACAGACGCUAAUAUUUUUAUUAUGUAUUAUAAUUAUUAGACAUUAUUAUUAUUAUUAAUUAUCUACCAACGAGAAUACGCCUCGUUAAUUAUACGUUCAAUAAAUUGUUGAACUUUCGACAAGUUCAAACAUUAAACGUAUACUUAUUUUUCUUAUAGUAAGCUAUGUAUAUAGUUUACAAUACGUCUACGAAAAUGUCAAUAAUUUAAUACGAUUAAUCUAUUAAAACUUCAAAGAUGUUUUUUUUUUUUUUUACGAUAAUAUAUAAUAUAUACUGACUUUUUAAGACCUACCUAUAUAUUGUAUAAACAAAUUUUUAUUAAUUAUGAAAUCUAUAUCUACAUCUUUGAUUCUGGGAAAGAAAAGUAUAGAAUUUUAUAUCAACUUUCAAUAGUUUUUAAUGUAAACAAAUUAAAUGUUGAAAAUUGUACAAUUUAGACAAAAAAGACAGACAUACUUUGCACGAUGGGUGGGCAACUAUUGUAGAUGAGAAGUUGGGAAGGUAUAAUAUAGAGGGAAAUUUAAUUUAUGUCUGUACUCAACGAUAAACCAUUGCUAACGAAAAACGAAUUGGAGUCAAUUAUUUAUGUAUAAAAUAUAAUUUAUACAUAAACGUAAAUUUCCCCGUUAUUUCUAGGUUUUUUUCCGAUUUUUCUUAAUUAUUAUGAAAACCGCUUGAAAAAUCAAAAAAUGACCUCCUUAAAGUACCACCUAGAUAAAAUUUCCUUUAGGAAAAGUUAUUCACUGAUAAGAAAAAAUAAUAACAAACAUCAUUGUAAAAUCAAUACAUUAUUCGCUACGCUUCGAAUAUAAAAUAAAAAGAAGAAAUUAUAUUUGACAAAAUUAUUAAAAAAGAAAUUCUAAAAAUUAAAUUAAGUCUUUCUUCCCUGAAACCAAACAAACCGAAUAGGUAUAUCGAUUUUAUAUAAACAAGUAACAAUUUGUUCUGUAAACGUGCGUUAGUUUUCUAAUUUGUUAAUAUAUUUGAUAUAAUAUUAUCUAUUCAAUCAAAUUAUAAAUACUAUUAUACGUUAGUAUCUGUACACUAGUCUUGCAUAAUGCUUUCACUAUUAGUGAAUAAUUGACGCGACAUCAUCUUUAUGACUUCAUAAACAAUUGUGUGUUUAUAUUAUACUUUCGCGGCUGUAUACUUAAUUACGUACCUAUACGAAUAUUAUUCCUGCAACUCUUGCAUUCCCGACGGUUUUCCAUAAAAUAUAGAAACUGUCGAAAUAUUUCAAUACAUCGGUUUUAUUUUUGUUGUUAAUUUCUGGGUUACCUAGGCUACGGGCCAAAACACACGACCAAUAUUACUAAUAACUACUUUGCUCAGAAAUUUUAUUGUUGAUUUAUUGUUGCACACAGUGUGUUAACUUUAAAUUACCCAAUUUAUCUUUCCUUCCCGAUUACUCACCCACAACAGCAGUCUAGCCGUUUAUGUAGUAUCAGCUUUUUUUUAUUGACCUUAUAGUUAAAUACAUAUUUAUUUCAUAAUAAAAUAAUAUAGAAAUAUAUACCAUGGUAAUGGAAAUUUCGUGGAUUGAAAAUUCGAAAUACAAGAUAUAAUAACGCUCAAGUACCUCGUCGAAAUGAAAACGAAUAAAAUAACGGAAUGAUCUCAAGAGGACGCGUGUGCUGUCUCCGUCUAACGGCCGCGCUACGUAGCGAAUUUUCGACAGCGCGUGCGGUUAAAACGGCCUCUUGAAUUCAAGUUUUAAUUAGUAAUCGCACAUUAAACGUAUUUCGCUUGUCAAGCCCCGGUCGAAAUAAACACAGUACAGUUAAUGGCGUGGAAUUUCGCACGGAAUCUCCUUUUGAAAAUAAUCGUAUAAUGUGAAUGCGAAAAUCCAAAAUUCCGAUGGUAGCUACCUAACAAUUAAAAUCCUCGGUCGAAAGGAAUUAGGCGUAUGAUUAUUAUUUGCAUGUUUCAGACGUCGUCCGCGUAGGUACCUACCUAUACUCGUAUUACACGGUUUUACCGCCAAAACACCGACCGCAACGUGUUGAUGUCCGAAGGUGAAAGUCUGCAGUUGUAACGGCAAUAAACAUCUCGCGCGAGCUAUACGUAUAGAUAAAAAAAAAAAAAAUAAAAUAAAAAAAAAAUAAAAACAUAGAAAAAAAAAACCAGAAUACAAUAGUAGGUAUAAUAGUGAUAAUAAUGAUAAUAGUGAUAAAAAUAAUAAUGAAUGUAACAGUUGAAUGAGUAAUUGUCUUUCCUGCGUCCGAACCGCAGCACCCAGCAGCACAAACGACAACGAUGACGUAGGUUACGUUUAGGAUUUAUUUUGACACACGAGAGACGUCACGAUAAUAAUAUUGUAUAUUAUAGGCAACGAGAAAAAUGUCCCGACCAUUAUAAUAAUAAAAAAAAAAGUGACUACAUUUACACGAAUUGCUCGAUUAGAAAAUGCCAUGGUUUUAUGUCGGCUCAUGUGUAGGCGAAAUUUGCUCGUAUAUGUGUACAUAUAUGUACAUUAUUAAGUAUAAUUAUUAUUAUUCUACAGAAAUGUGAAUUAAAUUUCUCCUAAAUGAAUUAUUAUAAACACUUCGUUAUUAUGUGGCGUUUGCAUUUUUAGUGGACGGGAUUUAAUUUUAAAUCGUCCGUAUUCAUAAAUUAUAAUUUUUAUUUGAAACCGGUGCGGAAAGUUCUAGUUUUCGCCAUACUAUAUAUAUAAAAAAUAACAUGCUACGUACGGUUCUAUUUUUUUUUUUUUUUUUAAAUCUGAAAGUACCGAAUACCGAAAUAAUGUUAAUGAAUACCAGUUAUUUAUUUAAUACUAAGCUGUCCCGCACGGCGGUUAACCUAACCCCACGCGUUUGUAAAAUAUUAAAAUUAUCUAUUUCAUCGGAAGUCCCAUAGAUUAAUAACCAGAUUUCAUAAUACUAGACAUAUUUUAUGUACCGUAAAACCUUCAAAAUAACAAAAACGAAAAAGUUUUUUUAGAAAUUUAAGAAAAAACAAAAUAAAUCAUACCCACUUAUUGCGUGUUAGUAAUAAUUAUCACUAAAAUCUUGAAAAAUAACGCUAAAAAACGAAUAUACUUCAAGAUCCGAAAAAUAACAAUAUAAAAUUAUAUGUUGUGAAUCCCAGGUAUACAUAAAACAAAUGUUUAGCUCUACUAUUUUUAUCUGUAUCUUAUAAUAAUUAGCAAAACGCUAUAAGAUCACGAACACUGCAAGUAGGUAAUAAUAAUAAUAAUAAUAUUCUGACCAAUUUUUCCCGGUACAAUCUAAGAAUGGUAAUGUCUAUCCCCGUGUUGCACCUCAAAUACCUAAAAAUCUAUUUACUAAAGGACGGCAUCUAGAGAUAUAUCAAAAGACGAUACAAUAUGCCGAGUUGCAAAAACGACUUUUAUCUUUUAACGAUUCGGCAAUAUUAUAAUAAACUCUUAUCACUGGCGUCGUUACGUUUGCACAAUAAUUUACAGGUUCCUUCUGUAUCAAAUGAGCUCCAACUCGGGAAAUAGAAGAUUUUUUUAAUAAGAUUAAAAUUAAAAAAAGUUAUAUUGAAAUUCGAUAUGAAUUCAAUAUGAAUUUCAUUACGUUAUUGCAGGGGUAGGAUUGUUAUUUAGCUCUGAACACAUGGGUGUUCAGAAUCCUAUAUAAUCAUCUACAGAUUCUCAAAUCAAAGUGAAGGCAUUUUUUACAUAGACAUUUGAUGGAAGAAGUCACCCAAUAGUGACACUAUCGUGUUCAGAAUUUACAUAGUUAAUAAAAACCCAGUAAUAACAAAUGUUAUUAUAAUAACAGUAAACGUCAUUUUCGUCAUUUUAGAAUACAUUUUUUUGAAAUACAAGUUUUAAUAAAAUAAUUAAUAUUUUUAUAAUAAUCUCGGUUCAAUGAUUGACGAUCCGUCCAACUUAAGAAGGGCAUAACUUGUUUUAUAAAAACAAAAAAAACGUCAAGUCCUCGGUAACAGUUGUUUUGGACCGCGGCAAGUUUGAUAAUGUUUUAAAAAAGAAACCCUAAUGAAAAUAAAAAUAAAAACAGUUAUGUAAAAUGUAAUAUUGUCGACUUAUCUUGUUCAAUAUUAUUGACUCAGGGGGCAAAAAAUUAAAAAUAUUUUAAACAAUCAUGUCUUUUCUAGCUUAACACUUUUCAAUAAAAUCCUUUGAUAUCAACACAACUUCCUUUCAACUGUAUCUUUCUCUAACUCAUUUCAGGUCUUUGCGGUUAUUUUAGAAAUAGAACAAAAUUGAAAAUUACAGAUACAGUUAUUAUUGCGUAAAUUUUGCCGUUUAUCCAACGUUUUUUCUCAAUCAUUACAAAACUUUUAGGGAAAUCAAAAAAUGGCCUCCUCAAUCCGUCAACUAGACAAAAUUGGAACAUUUCUACAGAAAGAAAAAUUGUUCACAGACAGAAAAAAAAAUAUUACAAGUCAUUAUCCACUUCAUUUAAAAUUAAAAAACUUUAAUUAAUUAAGCUUAAAAUCAACUCGUUUUAAUGACGUAUUAUAUAUUUUGAGUUUAAAAUAUUGAAAAACGGAAUUCAAUAAAGGCUACGGCCCUUGUGAAGACUUUCUACAGGAAGUCUUCCUCUUUCCAACAAAAUAAUAAUCGUCAUAACCAGGCACAUACUCUACAAGGCAUAUGAGAGAUUUUCCCGUAACUUAUAUAUUUUAGAACAAAGAAAGAAAACGCGCUGGCACGACUGGUUUCUUAACUCGACUGUGUGUUAAUAACAAAUCUAUCGUAAAAACUAAAUAAUCAAGUUAAAAGUUAAAAUUAACUUUACUUUUAACUUGUUAAUUCGUCGUAGACGUUCAGUCUCGAUAAUAAUACUCGUAAUAUUAAUAUUAAUAUUCAAUAUAAAACAUCAAGUCGGUGGUGGUUAGACUUACGCCCCACUGGUAGAGCUCGAGGACACCGGUGCGCAGUGCCUGGCGCCCAGGUUUAGAAAGCAUAAACGAACACGUGCGCGCGGAAUCCGGCCCCCACACGUAGAUAAAUACGUCGCAGUCGACUAGUAGUUUCAUAAACAAAUGCAUUUUAAAAUAUCUAGCUAAAGAUAGUAGAAAAUUGUUAAAAUAAUUAUGUAGAUAGUAAUAAUAAUAAAAAAAAAGAUAAUUUUGUUCAUUAUCUAGGUACCUGUGAUAAAACCAACUGCUUGAUAUAGGUACCUAUAGUAAAAGCGUGCUGCCAGGUUUGGUACGCAUCUAGAUUUCAAAAAUGUUUUGUGAUUGACGUUACUUAAUAAUGUAUUUAUUUAUUUAAACCUUAUUAAAAUAAAUUAAAUUUUUUACCUAUUAUUUACAAUAAAUUGCAAUUUAUUAUUAUCCGGAUGAGAUAAAAAACAAAAGUAUACUUAUCUAGAUAAAAUGCAACACUGGUCGACUGGCCAUUCGCGAUCCUCUGACUGGAUUUCCUAUUUCGUAACAAUAAUUAGAGUUCGACACGUGUCGUUUCGGACGCCGGCGAUUUCACGUGACCGAAAACGUGAUAAUAAUAUGUUUUUACGCCACCGUAUUGCUGUGGCAUCUGUGUGUGCUAAGUAUUAACAAGUUUUUUUUUUCUUUUUAACAUGGUCAACACGGCAAUACGUCAUCGUACGUUAUAACAUUUAUCGUAACCAUACAAAAAAAAAAAAAAAAACUACAACCAAAUAUUUUUAGUAUUCCCGUGUUUAAUCGGAAACAAUAUCAACCCUUUUAGCUGUUCCUCUAUUAAUAUCAUAUCGUCGAGGACGGACAAUGGUCGAAUAAACGUAUUGGAACAACAGCAGGUAAAAAGGUGUGUUCCAUAGGUAAUGAUAGGUCCGCAUAGUUCCAUCCGUAAUUUAUUCUCAAAAGUUUUCAAUAUUCGUUCUAUUGGUUUAGUUGUCUCCCAAGUCUCUCCAACUAUAUGUCGUAGAGUUGAUCUUUUGAUUUUAAUAACGAGUAAUAAUAUUUGGCCAUCCGGUAUUCUUUCCACGUCGAUUGUAAGAAUACUAUUUUCAAUUUCAAACUAUUAGGAUUAACCCUUAAACCAAAUAAUUAUAGUUACGAAUGACUUGUUAAUUUUUCGUUCGCUUAAACACUUCAUUUUCUGUAAUCCCUCAUCCCUUAUAAUUAUUAAAUUUGUUUUUUAUUUUAUGUGUCCGAAAAUUGGUCAAAAUUCGACAACGUUUUUAAAUUUUUAUGUUUCAAAGAUUUAAGGGUGUUUACAUAGUAACGUAUCCAGGAAGUUAAAGAGGCUUCCACUUCCAUUGGCCAUGUCCAAGCACAAACAAAUAAUACAUACUAUUCUACAUUGAAAACCUAUUACUAAUAAAAUAAUAAUCCUUGCACAUUAAUUGUACUCAACCAAGACCUAUAAGACUCAACCGACUAUCAAAUACAAAUAAUUUUAUUGUGCUCUACAAUUAUGUAUCUUGUAAUAUAACCCCAAGAAAAAGGCAUUAUAGAAUAUAAUAUGCAAAAUUAUUUUAUUAGCAGUAUUUGUAUUUACUAUGUUUAGUCAGCCCCUCAAUGAAAGAUCCGGGGUAGAUACACCACUUCCUAGACAAUCAUCAUCCACACAUGUCACGCAAAUUGAUUUAUAUUAUUUAAUUAGCUAUUCUGCCCAGAGUUGCUCGUACCAAUUUAAUUCUCUAAUUUUUUUUAAACAGAUUUUUUUUUUUUUUUAAUUUUCUUCAAAAACCGAAACCAAUAACAGAAGUUCAAUUUAGCGUGUCUCCCCGUUUUAGCCCCCGUUCUAUCACAAUUAAAGGUUUUAAAACGGGUACUCCCUUCCCCGUAACAAUAAAAUUAACUAAUAACAAUUGUUAAUGAAUUUCACUGGUGUCAACGCACGGUAUAAUGAAAAAAAUUAACGAAACUAAUUCGAUUCGUUCCCAAAACACCAAAAACCCUAAACGAAUCGCCCUUUUGGAGUUCGAUAAUGUCGGGAAUCCGACUUCGCGGUCUAGUUACGUAAUGUUGCGAUACUUUGCGAUGUUCGAGUGACCAAAUAUAUAAUAGGUAUUUCGUUUCGGUUAAGCAAAUCAUCAACGUUAAAACAAAUUAUUCGAAAUGUCGUAACAUUAUUAUCUUUCGCUAAUACCGUACGAUUACAAAUAAGAACGAUUAGGAGGCCUCUAACGCCCCAGAAUUUCGUUAUGUUAAAUGUUACUUUCUUAAAACUGUAGUUUAUUUCAAGGACGUCGCAUGUAGUCGUCUAGACACCAGGUCCAUCCGGCACCGUGCGUUUUCGUUUGUUUUUCUGUUAACUAAUCCGCGUAGCUAACGAUCUAAUAUACAAGUAGGUGUGUACAUAAUAUUAUUAUAAGUCGUUACCGGUCCAGUAUAAUACCUAAUAAUAUGUAACCGUUCCCGUGAACACUCGAAUUUUCGUUUAAGUGGUAUUAUAACACUGAUCUCGUUCGGAUGUUGCACCAAAGGUGAACCGGUUAAAUAUUAUUCCGUCCGGUGACGGCGUGUCGUAACGAUAAUAAUACUGUUCACACAGGAAUAAACCGACGCUCCCCACACGAUACUGUAAAAUAUAUCGUGGCGCCCGCCAUUCGGUAUUGUGUAAGUGAAUCAUUGCAUUACCAUAACGAUAACACUAAUAAUAAUAUUGCGGUGUGUGAGGACUGUAAUACGUAAAACUGCGCGUUCGAUUCAAUAAUAUUUAAAUAUCUUUCGCGGAAAAAUGUUAUUUAAUAUUAUAAUAUAUACUAUAACAUUAUGGCAUUAGGCCACCGCGCACAGAGCGAGUAUGUUAACAGGUUACAGGUACACACCAAAUCGUAAUGUUUUAUAGGAAGUAAAUAGACGACGACGGUUUCUUUUUACGGCGUUUUUACACAAUUUGUAUAUUAUAACCGAUUUAAACCGACCGAUUUGUUUGGUGCACAUAAAAUACUCAAUGGUAGGGAAUGGGAAUGGAAAGAACGUUCUUAUUUAACGUAAAAUUAUCAGUCCCCUUUAAUUUAAUUCUUCGGGAACGCUUUAGUUGCAUAGUCAUUUUCAAUGAAAUUUUAAAAACUCGAAUUAGUUUUACUAAAAUUCCCCCAGUAACUGGACUCUGUUUUACUUUAAUUUAACUGAGCUAGCAUGUGUGCAGAAUAAUAUUUGAGGGGGUACAGUAUACUUUUAUGCCCAAAAUAAAAAAAAAAAUAACUAAGAUGAAUAAGAUGGUUUGGUAUGUCAGAGAAGAAUCAAAAGCUUUAAGAAUUGUAAUGAAAAUAAACAUAGGAGGAUAGUGUAGGAGCGGAAUACCGAAAAAGAAGCGGUUCGAUAGAUUGAAAAUGAUAUAAGGACGGCGGGUGUAUGCUUGAACGAUGUGGGGGAUCGGGUUAAGUGAAAGUAUAGGACGAGGGUGGCUGAUCCCAAAAUAUUGGGUUGAAGGUGGAGGAGAAUAAGAAGAUCAAUUAUUUUUAAAAUGCUAAAAUACCUACACCAAAAUAACCUUAUGAAUAACUUAUAAAAAAAUAUGCCACCUUUGUUCCCGGAAUCCUUCCCCCCCCCCGGAUAUAAAUGGCACAGAUAGAAAUGUUGACGAUUUCUUUUACGAAUUCUGUCGAAAUCUUUUAUCAAACUUUUAUAAAAUAAAAUCGCAUUUACGAAUUUUCGAUAUUUUUAUACUACCAUAACAAUAACUUCUUAGAUGACUUGUAUAUAACUAUCAGGUAUUAUAAGUAUACGAAGCCGCAAAAUAUUGAAUUAUAUCAUACAAAAAUUUAAAAAAAAAAAAUCGAAAAUUUCAAAUAGCUAUAAUAAUAGCGUACGAAUAAAAAAAGGUGAACUUUCAAUAGCAAUCAAUUAUAUACAGUUGGACAUCGUCUACAUUUUUAUAUUACAAAAAUUGUUUACGUAGCCACGCGAAUUUGGUGAAAAAAUUAAAUCUGAUCAGUACUUUUAUUUUUUUGGACGUAAUUAAAUCAAAGUGAACAUCCUUAAAAUCUAAUUUCAUCAAUUUCACAAAAUAUCUUUUGUCUAUAAUUAUGGGGUCCUAAUUUGAAGAAAUAAAAAUGUUCCUAUCAAAUUGUACAAUUUAAUUUGCACACACGGGAAUUAACCCGAAGAUGUUUCUGAUAAAGGAAUGACGGUAAAAUGUUUGAUCGUUUAUAAUGGUUUCUCAUUUGAUAAGUGCAUCUUAGACAAUUAGGUUAGGUUAGGUAUAAUUUAGGUUUAGGAUCGAUUCACGAAUACACAUUUCAAACUUAUUUUUUGUAUGUUUUCACGUCUUGACAUACGCUGUUUAUCGUAACAAGAAUUUGUAUUAUAAUAAUAUUAAUAAUACGAUGAACAAGAGGUCAGGUGUCUUUUUUUCUUUCCUACUGAAUAAGAAAUUAAAAUUUCUCGGCUCUCUUUCCGGACCAUCAUCGAGUAAAUCCAGUGGUACAGAGGUCAGGCCUUGGCUCGACUUUAUUUAAAAAUUAAGCGUAAGGCCGCUUCAUUUUGGACCGAUGUUUGAAUUCCAAACCGAAUGAAAACUUCAUUACAUUAACAAAACCCUACGCUUGCCAUAGUUCUGAACAUAAGAUGGGCUGUGUAUAGUGAUUGGAACCUCUCCAGAUGUAUUUUGCCCGGCUAUAUUUUUAAAACGUCGGCACCACUGUUCAUACAUAAGCAAAACAAAUCACAAGUAACACCGCUCCGCAAUAACAUGAAAGCGUUUUCUACCUUGCCGCGUCGACGUAGGUAACGGAACUUUUGAUCAGUCAUUCGGAACCUCGAUUAUAUUAUAUUUGCGGACAUAGAAAAGCACAAUAUUCGAUUAAUAUUUAUAUACAUACAGUUAAGAUAUUAUUAUAUCGACAAAAAAAAAAAAAAAAAAAAAAACAAGAAUUAAAUAAUCCAAUUUCCUUUCUAUGGACGACGUCACGACAAAAGGCAAACGCUUUCAUACUCAAUUGGAUAAUAGCGGUCCCCCUUUAUAAAUAUGCUUAUAUUAUACAUUAUUAAAUUCAGCGGGUUCGUAACUUGUAGCUCAAAAAAAAAAAUUGUAUUUAUAAACGCCAUAAUACAUAUAUACCUAUACACUCUUGAAAACAUGCAUAUAAUAAUAUAAUAGCGCUUCGAGUACUGAAUAUCGAAUUCUAAAUUGUUGGUCUCGUCUUUAUCUCGAUUUUUUACUAAUACGAAUGAAUAGAACAUUAUAACGAAAAAAUAACUUCCCAUAAUACAACCUAUAGGAACUUUCAUUAGAAUAUUAGAUAUAUAAAUUUCACCAAUGGUUUAUGAAUAAUAAAUAUUUCCUGUGUAAAGAAGAAAGCAAGGUCUACGAUGUUAAGGGUCAACCAUAAUUUUUACAUUACGUAAUAUUAUUCGAUAUUCGUGUAAUACACUGUUUCUAGUAACACACCCACAAUACAGAAAAUAUAAGCAAACCAGAUACAAAUAAAAUGUAAAACUGAAAGUAUACUGAAAGAAACUGUCUAAAAAUCUGUAAAACACUAGUGUUCCGGUGUCACUUAAAUAUUUCCAGUGACAGAUUAUUUUGUUUUUUUUUUUUGUCUUCGUCAAUCACAGAAUCGAAUUAAAUAUUUAUAGACUUUAGUAGUUUCCGAACUGUGUUGUGUUUUUCUAAAUUUAAAUGUAUUAUAUCGUAUAUCCUAUAUAGAUAAAUGAAAAGUGAUAACUAAUAGUGAUAACUAUCUGAACGGGUAUUUAAGAUUAAUAAUUGAAUCAUCUUAAUAAAUCUUUUUAAAUCGUAAUUUCUAUAUUAAUUAAAAAUAUUAGAUAAAAUAUUUAAUUUAUAAUAACACGAUUUAAUAAAUUAAUUACCUAUUACGUUAUAUUACCUAUAAUCACUUAAAUUUUUUUUAAAUCUAGAUGUAUACCGAAUCUGGUAAGCGUUUACCACUUUAAACACUUGAUUUUAUCUAAGUAAUGUAUAAAAUUAUCUAACUAUAGAUAAAAAUUUGCUGAUUAUUAUUAUCUCUAUCUAGAUAAUUUAUUAUUCCAGCUAUUAUCUCUUAAUGCCUUUAUCUAUACCUAUACAUAUUAUAAUUUAUCUUUAUACAAUACUAAAUCUGGAUUAUAAUUAUAUUAUUGGCUAUCGAAAUCGAUAUAACAGAUUCAUGGUCUUACUAUCAAUAUUCACAACGAUAAUAUACACAACGUUAAACUGUAUUAUAAAAUAGAUAUGUUAUUUGUUGAUAUUUUAUAUAAUUGGUCAUAGCAUAAUAUAUUAUUAUCGGUAUCUCGAAAGUCGAACGUUUUAGCGGAAUAUAUCGCUGUUAACUUUACUUUACUUCAAUGGGCGGUAAUAGUAAAUAAUAUUACAUACCUAAUAAAUUGCAUUAAAUGCAUCGAGUUCAUUCGUACGAAUGUUAGUGUAAAUAAUAAUGUGCCAUUAUCGUAUUAAAUACAGAGUGUAUCUGCAGGAUUUGACAAUUUCCUCUAUGCAAUUACAUAGGCAGUUGUCAAAUACUGCAGAUACACCCUGUAUAUAUGUAAUAUAUGUGUAGUGUAACCAUAAUAAUAUGUAAGCUGUAGUGGCUAAUAAAUGAGGUAACACGUUACUUUCAUUUUAAGAUGACCGGAACUGGCUACCUACCUAUACGUAUCAGGAUAAACUGGUUUUGUAAUAACAAUAUUAACCGAAUCUAAACUUUCUCCUACCGUAGGUACUGCAAUACUGUAUUGAUAUAUCAAAUUACUAUUAGAACUAAUCAUCACAUAACUCACUAAUCACUAUUUUAAGACAUUGAAAAUGUUUCGAAAUUCACAGAACGAGUCUUCGUUCGUUGUUGUUAUGGUAUCCUAUAUAACGAAAUUAGUUCUGCCGUAUACGGCACGCGCUUAUAUUAUUGCGACAAACCGAUAUUUUUAUGAUUAUGAUUGUUUGAUUAUUAUUUUUUUAUUUUUCUAUAUAGAUCUUCGUGCUGACAAUAGUUAUUUUCGCCCUAAACGGUUACGUAACGAGGGCGUCAUCUCUAGACCCCACCGAAACGUUCGAAAUGGAAGACAUGAUGAACAACAGCAACGAAGACACGAGGAACAAGAGGUCGGGAUCAAUUUUUUCUUCGCUAAUGAAUAAGAAAUUAAAAUUGCUCGGCUCUCUUUCCGGGUCGUCGUCCAGUAAAUCUAUGGGUCAUCCGUCCGGUCAUUCGGGACAUUUCGAACAACCACCAUUGGUAAAUGUAGUGCAGUUGUGCUUUUGUACGACGCCUAUAACUGAGUGUUUUUACCGAUUAAUUUUCGAACAAUGUCCAUAAAACGGCCAAUAAUGUACGAAUAUAUUGUUUUUUUCAGUCUUACCACACGAAAUCGUUCGAUUUAUGGGGCGUUAAAAAGGCAAUAUUUUCGUCGGUGCUGCAGGCCGCCAAAGCGAUUACCGGCGGAGUUAUCGCCCUGAAAGGUCAACUCAUCAAGGCCAAAGGACACGUGGUCGUGGCCAAAGGGAAGCUGCUGCAGAACAAAGGACAAGCGAUUUCGAACUUCGGUCAGACAAUCGCGACACACGCGUUCGACGAGCACCACGAGCAACCGCCGCCGGCACACUCCAGCGUGGGCUUAUACAAUCAUUUACCCGCUACGCCGGUACACCAGCCGACCAGUAAAUAUAAUAUUCCGUCAAUUUCGUUUUGUUAUUAUUGUUACUUGGCGUUUUGUUUUUCGACAUUUCAAUACCGGCGUUGUUUUCUACGAUUUGAUCAGGUUACGGGGCUCCUUCCGCCAUGGGAUACCAAGAGCAGGUCUACUCGAAUAACGGGUAUCAACCAGACGCCGGAUACCACGGAUCUCCGCGUUAUCCGACGGCGCCGGCGUCUACCGGAUACGAAGGUGGUGCCUCGGACUAUUCCGGACUCGGCGGAGGAAACGGUUACUCGGGAAAGAGAGCGGUGCAAAACGACGGGCAUAAACCGUCUAUGAAUCAACUGACUGGUGCCCGUGAGUAUCUCCGCAUUACGGUUAUGACGCACACUAUUAUGUAUCGCUAUUCAAUGACGUAGCCGAGAUUUUUAAUAGGAGGGUUUAACCGUGACAAUUUAAACUUAAACUCAACCGCCCGGUAAAAAUUCAAAGAAACGAAGAGAGAAUGAAUACAGCGUGUAUCCCGACUUCUGUUAUUUUACGCCCCUUGUGUAGCUUUUGAAAAAACACGACGAGUAACAAAAAAAAGUUAUCAAUGUGUCGAUAAGCAAACAAAUCUUAUUUGAUACCCGAUCCCCGGUCAUCAUUACAUUUUUAUUUCUUCCCUACAUUAUAAAACAUGCAUUUUCCUUCGUAAUGACCGCUUGCGCCCAGUAAUGCGCGUACACAUUCCCCCUGUCGGGAAACAUUGGUACAAGCAUUACCCGAUUCACGCGAGAAUGUUUUAAACGUGGAAAUCUGGAAACAGUGUCCAUUAUUUGUUGUUCGCAUCAUAAACGAAUAAUUACUAACGAUAUCGGUGUUCACUAAUCGUUAAUUAGUGCGUGAAACAAAACCCGUUAUUUAGAUAGGUAGGUGUACAUUAACAUGAUUGAUUGAUCAAUAGUAUAAACAUGCACAAUUAAUAACGCGUCUACGAUUCAAUCCGUAAUGGACAUUAUUGUUUAUUGCCGCGGACUUCAAACCGACGGAAUUAUUUAACGAAACGCCCGCGUAUUCACGGUGGCGAAUUUAAGGAGGGGGCGAAAAGGACGAUUUCCGGGAUCGAAAACUGUUUUAAGGACACUGGAAUUUAAACGAUUUUAAGCGGACGAUUUUAAACAAAAGAGGAAAACGAGGUCGGGGUAAGGAAAAUCAAUACAAUUUUUAAAUAUGGGUGUACCCGUUUAAAUGGGAAACAUUUGAUUUUGCACGGGGCGUUAAAAUCCCAGAUUCACCGCUGCGCGUGUCUGAAGUAACAUCGUAUUAAACCAUACCGGCUGAAAACAUAUUUAUAGCGAGUCGAUAGUAAUUAAAUUACAUAAUAUCGAACUUAUAUGAAUAUCUGAAGGGACCCCAUAUAAGGCACACUUCCGUAUGUAGAGUGAUACUUUCUACAAUUUGGCAGUUUUUUUUUUUUUUUUUAUCAUAUACGUGACCAGUAUUUACGAUUAGAGCCACGACGUAUGUACCUCUCGAGACACGAAAACAUAAAUAUUUUAUAAACGUACUAUAGGUAUCCCGCCCGGUCUUGCCCGUUUCAGUGUAUGGAACAAACGAAAAUUCAGGUGACGCCCAAAAAAAUGUACCGAUAAGCGAAAUAAAAUAUAAACGCGUCCGUUGAGCGUUCGGUGGGAGUUUACGCACGUUUUUUAAACCAAUUUAAGGUGUGCGAUCGUAUGAAUGCGUGUUUGUACUAUUUUUCCAGGGUAUAAUCUAAUUCGAAAAUGGGUAUGCGCCGUAUACCGCCAUACACUCAAAACCCGAACAACACUGGGUGUGGCCGUUAAAUGAUAGAAUAGUGAAUGUUCCAAAUUUCACGUUACAGUAAAAUUGUCCAUGAAACACCAACUAAUUUUUUUAACAAAUGACUUGUGCAAAAACUCAUCGGAACAUUUUCCUUAUUUUUAUCACCCUUAUUUACGGGGUUCUCGACCGGUUACCUAUUUUCGAUUUUUAAACAGAAACCCAUAUUGAAAAUUCCAUGAAUAGACGAAGUACCAGUUUAAAUACGUGUUGUUGUUGACAUUUUUGAUUUCCGUCAACCCGUUGACAAGACAUUUCACUUUGGGCGAGGAGGAGAAUAGAAAAACGUAACUCGUGUGGCGGCGCAGCUUGCGGCGGCGUUCGAAUAAUGUUCCGCACGGGUCGACGGAAAUCAAAAAUGUCCACACUGAAAUUUAACUCAUCGCUAUAUUUUUUCGUUUCGUAUCGUUUUGUUUUUUUUUUUUUCAAGUCGAAAAAGACACGGUUCGAGCGGGCCUGUUGCUGUUCAAACCCAUCAAGCUACCUCAUGGUACGACGGGUGGCGGUAGUUCGGCGUUUCAAAAUUCCGGCCUAGAACACUUGUUCAGUCAACGGCCAGCGGACGUGGGCAAAAUAUUCUCGCUUCAAAACUACAAAACCGCCGCGUCGCAGGAAACCAUCAAUCUCCCCAGCCCAUUCCCGGGAUUCCAAGGGACGCCGACGCAAAACGGCGGUGGGUACUCUUCGUAUCAGGCUCCGACUUACGUGAUGCAGCAGAAUACCGGUUACCCAUCACAGGGCGCGGACUAUCCGCAGUUCCCGCCAAACAGUGCAGGCGGCACCAGCGAUAGCGGCGAACGGGUGUCCGCGGCCCCGAACCAAUAUAACGGUUACGGGUUCCAAGGUUACAAGUCGCAAGAGUCGACCAUUGGUCAAGAACUUGGCAGUCAAACAGGCGGCGGAUUUUCGGGCCAUCAGUUGCAAUCCUAUUCGCAAGAAAACGGCUACGACCAAAACGAGUCGGCUUCCGUGUCGCAGGAGCACGAUGCGCAGGCCACGUACACGGUCAGCCGCAGUGCGGAAAGCCCCAGGAAGCCAAAGCCAUCGAAUACGGGGGCCGCGUUCACAAAGUCCGAACGUUUUGUUGCCGACUUUUUCCUGCCGACCACGCCAAAGGACAACAGCGACCGCCAUACAUACACGAAAAAGCGCAGCGUGGCGAAGAACGGUGAACUGGCUACACUCGAGUCGGUCGAACCCGCAAGCAUAGUGCCGUUGACAUACGACAGCGACACGUCAAGGGCGGCGGAAGAGCAAGCUAAACUGAAACAGACCGUUCAACGGUUUUUCAGCAUUUUGCAGCAGCAACGCUGUAAGUAUAACCAUUAUACAGCUGUACCGUAAUUACUGCGAAAAAUAUACCCAUUUUCGUGAUAAAACAAAUCGCAUCGAGCCCAGGCCAAUUCUCGGAUCGGCCUUUGAAACUUCAUUUCCGAAAGGUCUCGACUUAUGUCCGGAGGGUUCGUAAUCGAACUGAGUACAUACGUAUACUGAAGUAACAUAAUAACACACCUGAUUAAAAUUCUUUUUUUCACUGCGUUGUAUUACAUUACUGCACUGAAACGCAUAAAUAUAUAUUAUAUUAAUCACCGGGAAACAAUGGCGAACUGUUAUUGGGAUAUGGGUGAAAACUGGGAAACGCGUUAAAUUAAAUUUUGAAACGAUUCAGCCCGGGAAAUUCCGGGAAAUUUCAGUCGAGUAUGACACACGAGGGCGUAAACAUACUACGAGGUUACUUACCCAUACAAUAACCAGCUCCGGACUGAUUGUUGUUAAGCAAAUGUGUUUAGCAAGGGCAGCUACAGGGGGGGAGGCUAGCGGCCACGCCCCCCGAGUCCGUAUUUUUAAUUAAAAAACAAUUUUACAAAAAAAAAAAAAAAAUUAUACACUGUCGGCUAUUGCAAACACGUACGAGCGCGAGUGCAAGUUAGAGGUAUCUAAUAUCUAUACUGCCAAAGUAUAAAUAAACCAUAAAAAUAUUAAAUAUGCUUUUUAUUAUACAGUUUUUUUUUUUUUGAAAAAUAUUACUUAGCCCCCACCCAACCAAGUAUCCGGAGCCGCCUCUGGUUUCUAGUGUAGGUAUAACAUGAAAAUUAAAAAAAAAAAAAUGAUUAUUAUUAUAGUCGGCACAUUACAUUAUUAUAAGUUUUAAGCCUGAAUAUCGUAAUCAAAGUAGCGAUUAACACGUAGACAAAUUAUGGACACAAAUUAAAAAGGGGUUUGAACGCACACCCUGACCCGCGCUCUAAAUGACGCCCCUGAAAUCGGCUAUCGUACGUGUGCGAAUCGCAGAUUAUAUUAUAUCGGUAAAAGUAAACCAAUAUAAUAGAUACCGGAAAAAAAAAAUACGAAUAAUCAAAUAAAAUAGGGGACAACACUAUAUACGACCGUUUUUAAUCGAAAUUUUUCGUAUAAUUUUUAUAGGAGACCGAUGUGGAAAUCCACGGACACCAGAAUAACGGAGACCAUUAAAAAUAAAAUAAAAUCAAACACGGUCGGAAACAUUUUACCAACGACUGUGUUUACCCAUAGCUAGUCACUUUUGCCGUGUAUCAUUUCGUUUUCGUAUAAUGUGCAACGCAUUCGUUUUUGUAUAACUCUCUUUUUUUUUCUUUUUUUUUUUAUUUGUAUUAUUAAUAUUAUUAUCAUCAUUAUCAUUAUUAUUAUUAUUAUUAUUAUUAUUAUUAUUUGAUAAUCACUUGCGUUUUAUCGCGUCGAUAACACGAUAAUAUUAUAAUAAUACGCGCUCAAGUUCGAACGAAAACGAACAUUGUUGAUUAAAAAUACAAGUAGGUAUAUUACAUAUAUAAUAGUGUAGAUAUAAAACAGCAGUGCUUUUAUUCGGUGCACGCCAUCGUGACACGCACACCGGCGUAGAUCGCGACAGUUAUUAUUUAUUCCGUUAUCGCGGCGUUUAGUUUUCUCCUAGUUUUUAAGCGAACGUCCGUUUAUCGUCGACGUUAUUUUAAAAAAUAAUUUCACGUUUGUAGUUACGGCAAUUAUUACCGUGUAUUUAAUCAUUAGCGUAUAGAAUAUGGAUUUUAGCAUAGCGUAGUAAUAAUUAGUAAUAAUAUUAUUGUACAAUAUUGAUUAUGAAUACGAAACCUAUUGAAACAGUCUACAGAUUUAUUGCGUUUAAUCGAAAUCGUGAAAAAUAUAGUACAAUAGAGACACGUGUUGUAAAUUAUUAAAAAUAACUGUGUUGUAA